CUGUCAAAAGCUGCGUGGUAGAAACAUACAGACAACAAGGAAGUGACCGACGAGAGAGAAGCCAGCAGACUGCUGUCAAGAUGGCACCGAGUGGGCUGAAAGCGGUAGUAGGAGAAAAAAUUCUCAAUGGGGUCAUCAAGAGUGUGAAGAAGGAUGGAGAAUGGAAGGUUCUUAUCGUGGAUCACAUGAGCAUGCGAAUUCUGUCCUCUUGCUGCAAGAUGUCUGACAUUUUGGCAGAGGGGGUUACCAUUGUGGAGGACAUCAAUAAACGUAGGGAGCCCAUCUCUAGUUUGGAGGCCAUUUAUUUGAUUUCACCUGUGGAGAAGUCAGUCCAUGCUCUUAUUAAUGACUUCAAAGACGCUGCCUUUACUUACAAAGCAGCACACAUCUUCUUCACUGAUACUUGUCCAGAUGGUCUCUUUACCGAGAUUGGUAGAGCCAGAGUUGCCAAGGUCAUCAAGACUUUAAAAGAGAUCAACGUUGCUUUUCUGCCUUAUGAGGCUCAGGUAUUCUCCCUGGAUGAUCCAAACUCCUUGUACUCCUUCUACAGUUCUAAGCCAAAUAAAGAUAAAGACAAAAUGAUCGAAAAUCUGGCGGAGCAGAUUGCAACCCUGUGUGACACACUUAAGGAGUACCCUGCAAUCCGUUACCGCAAGGGACCAGAGGACAAUGCUAGACUGGCUGAUGAGGUCUACCAGCGCCUUACCGCUCAUAAAGCUGACAACCCAAGCAUGGGAGAGGGUGCAGAUAAGGCAAGAUCCCAGCUACUGAUUGUUGAUCGUGGGUUUGAUCCAAUCUCGCCUAUUCUACAUGAGCUGACCUUCCAGGCGAUGGCCUACGACUUGCUAGAUAUCAAACAAGACAUCUAUACUUAUCAGACAACCGGCAUUGGGAAUUCGAAUGACAGAGAAGUAUUAUUGGACGAAGAUGAUGAGCUCUGGGUUCAACUCAGACAUAUGCACAUUGCUGAUGUCACUAAGAAAGUGACAGAGCUUCUGCGCACCUUUUGUGAGAGCAAGAGAAUGUGCACUGACAAUGCCAACUUAAAAGAUCUCUCUCAGAUGUUAAAGAAGAUGCCACAGUAUCAAAAGGAGCUGAGCAUGUACUCUACUCACUUGCACCUAGCCGAAGCUUGUAUGAAGACAUUUAAGGGCUCUCUUGAUAAGCUUUGUGAAGUGGAACAGGACCUGGCAAUGGGAGCAAAUGCAGAAGGGGAACCUCUAAAGGAUGCCAUGAAGAGCAUUGUUCCUGUGCUCCUGAACAAUGAAAUUGGGGCCUAUGAGAAAAUCCGCAUCAUACUGCUGUACAUAUUCCACAAGAAAAGAGGCAUCGGGGAGGAGAAUCUUGCCAAGCUCAUCCAGCAUGCAAACAUACAGGCCGACAGCAACAUCAUCACCAAUCUGCAGAACCUGGGCUGUAACAUUAUAGCUGGGGGCCGCAAUGCAGAGCAAACUCUGCCUGAGCGGAGGGAGCGCACAGAGAGCACGUACCAGCUCUCUAGAUGGGCACCCAUAAUCAAAGAUGUCAUGGAGAAUGCCAUCGAGGACAAACUGGACAGAAAGCAGUGGCCAUUCAUCUGUGAUCCUGCUCCCAUCAACACAACUCAGACUGCGGUCAGCAGUGCACGUUUUGGACACUGGCACAAAAAUAAAUCUCCAACAGAAUAUCGCUCUGGCCCUCGACUUAUUAUAUUUGUGAUUGGUGGGGUGUCACAGUCAGAGAUGCGCUCUGCCUAUGAAGUCACUCGAGCCACUGAUGGGAAAUGGGAGGUGCUGAUUGGGUCUUCUCACAUCCUGACUCCAACCAGCUUCCUUAAUGACCUGAAGAGUCUGGACCAAGUUCCUAAUCCUGAUUGUUAGAUAGUUAGACCCGGAACGGAGAAGAACACACUGGAAUAAGGAUUUAGUCUUUCAUUUGAGAUGAUUGGUUGCUGAUCUUCUGUCGCAGCCUCUCCGACGUCUAAAGUGAUGCAUGAGGAGAAAUCUUAGAUGUAGCCGAUGGAUGGAAACUUGUGAUUCUUUAUUUUGUUUUAGAAUAGUCAUUUUGUUUGUUGUGAAUUCGGUUCUGUGUACUGCUGUCAUUAUAUAUUGUAUUAAAAUAUUUAAUUAGACAUUAUUCAUAUUUUGAUAAUUUUACUAUUUUCAUUCAAAUUCUUAUUUUUUGUAUACAUUAUAUAUGAGAUUUCCCUAAUUUUGUUUUUGUGCAUCUUUCCCACAAAACUGGAUCAUGUCGCACCAAAAAUCUUAUCAAGUCUAAUCAGUCUAAAAGAUGUAUAUAAGUCAGUAGAAGUAUGUAUUGUAUAUUCAUUGAGGUUAAGUGUGAAAUACUUUUUUUUUUUUUUUUUUUUCUUCUCUCUCUAGGUACAUUUUUUUUCCUUGUCUGGGUAAUUUCAUUUUAGACAAAAUGUCUCAACUGCUGUCUUAUGAAAUCUUGCACAUUUACCAUAUACUUUAAUAUAUUGCUGGAAGCACGUAUGGUGGGUGUUUGUUUCUUUUAUGUUAAAGAUAAGUAAUAAAGAAACAUGAUAUUCACUUUAAA
Sander lucioperca (pikeperch) is the source of this 2538-nucleotide messenger RNA. RefSeq names its product syntaxin binding protein 2 (gene stxbp2). Gene Ontology annotation, cellular component: plasma membrane; secretory granule. The transcript is spliced from 19 exons. NCBI's taxonomy places the organism in Eukaryota, Metazoa, Chordata, Actinopteri, Perciformes, Percidae. Bases 81 to 1859 code for a protein of 592 amino acids. Gene Ontology annotation, molecular function: syntaxin-3 binding. Gene Ontology annotation, biological process: vesicle-mediated transport; neurotransmitter secretion; intracellular protein transport. The record is from RefSeq and is a predicted model, not a curated record.